This is a messenger RNA of Plutella xylostella (diamondback moth), 2593 nucleotides long. Its product is annotated as FGFR1 oncogene partner 2 homolog. The record is from RefSeq and is a predicted model, not a curated record. NCBI's taxonomy places the organism in Eukaryota, Metazoa, Arthropoda, Insecta, Lepidoptera, Plutellidae.
AGAAAUUCUAGAUAAUGGCCGCCAAUUCUUUAGAUUUCAUGGAAACAGCUGAUGUGCGUCUUUUCGUUUGAUUGAGGAUUUAAAUUGCUAUUUGGAUGUUUUAAUACGAGAGAAGAUUUCAUUAGAUGAUUCUAUUUUUGAGACAAUAUUGUGUGUGGAUAUCAGGAUGUCACUGACUAUUCAGCAAAUAAUUUUGGAUGCUAAAAGGCUCGCAGGCCGCCUCAAAGAGAGGGAAACGGAGGCAGAUGCUUUGUUGACAGAAACACAAACAGCAUACAGGCAAAUUCAUACAAUGAAACAGUACAAAGAAGAAGUGGAUACUUUAAAUGAAGCUACCCGAGAACGGCCAAGAGGAGCUCUCAUUGCCAGCAUUGAGAGAGAGUCUCGUCUCAUGCGGGAUGUGCAAAGGGAGAACGGAGAACUCAGAGCAGCCCUCGAGGACCACAGGCGAGCCCUUGAACUCAUCAUGUCCAAGUACAGACAACACACGGAGAAAAGAAUAUGGGAGUCCAAGAUAGAUUUUACAUCUGCAAUGAAUGAUAAACAAUCAGAGCUGAUUCGGCAGCAAGCGGAGAGGAUCAAUGAGAUGACAAGUGUCAUGUGUAAGGCUGUGACUAUGGAUGAGAAUGGGGACACCAGAAAAGAAGAGGAAACAUACCACAGGCUCAUUACAGAGAAUAAGGGUCUGAGAGAGAUGCUGGAUCUGUCGAGGACAUACGGCUCGGAUAAGCCAGCGCCGCCACCGAUGGAGGACAAGGACGUCCAGACUGACGGGCCCCCGGUGACGACCGCGUGACGCCCAGUGCGGGACCCGUGCACCCUAUGAGCGGACCCACACCCCGCGCCCCGCCCCCGCCCCCGCAACCCCUCACGUCUAGCGACCACAGGAUACACAGGUCUUGAUCUGAGCGUCACCAUUCCAAUUUUAAAUACUAUCAGAAUCUGAUUAAUCUUAACGUAACUUUCAUAUUGAUAGCGCCAAGCCGAUGGUACAAACUUGUGGAUAUUAUUAUAACUACAUUUUAUAGCAUAAUGCACCAAUUUAUAAGCCUUUAUAGGAGUGUUGAAGAGAUUUAAUAGUAAGAUUCAUUCAUUAAAAUAGAUUAAAUAAUGUCAGUCAGUAUUACAUAGUACUUAAAUUUUGUACCAUUGUCUUGGUGUAGGUUAUCGAACUUGCAUACAUUUUUUAUAGCGAGGGAAAUGGAAAAUGAAGCAUAUAACUAUUGAGCUAUUGGGAAAUGAUGCUGAUGCUGUAGAUUUCUCAUUUGGUUGUAUUUGAUGUUUAAUAGUAUGAAAUAAUUAGCGCUCGUGUUAUACCUAUUGUACGUAGUGUUGAAAUGAAACAUAGUUUCUCUUGUAGAUUCAGAAAUCAUCUUGGUUAAUAAUGUCACUUAGAGAUGCCAAACACUCAUUGUGGCAAAAUCUGUGAUGUUUAGUGUUUACACUUGUUUUAGACAUGUCUGAAUUAAAGUUUAUAAUAAUUUGUCAACAAACUAAUAAAAUUGGAGGAAGUAUUUCACCACAAUCAAAAUAUGAAUGCAAUUUAUACCGUAAUAUGAUUUUAUAACUUAUAACAUACUUACUACGAUGUAUUUAGAUAUUAGUUAUGCGUUAAUAAGACGUUAUGUUUAGUUUCGACUUGAUUAUUCGGUGGUUUUGUUUAGGUUAUCCAGUAAAAAUAUAUUGCAUUCUUGCAAAUGUAGCGUUUAGAUAUUUUAAAAUUUAUUCAUGAUAAAUUAAGUUUAUAGAUAAUUAUUUCAGUUUUUGACGAUCAUUGUAUUUUUAUUGUAAGAUCGGUCGAUCGUGAAGCUCUUUGAAGAUUUAGAAAAUAAGGCCAUUAACGAUAAUAUUAUAACUCACUAAAUUAAUGCUGUUGAAGAAUGCUAUCCCAUUUUAUAUAUACAUACUUAGAUCAAAUCAUGCGCCCUGAGACUUGCCGCAGUAUACCUUACCUAGCCAAUAUUUUUAGUUAAUUUUUGUGUACCUUCAGUAAAUAUUGGGACCCAUGAACGUGACAAAGUAUGUAAACGAUAAAAGUUUUGAAUACAGCUUAUAAUAAUACUGCGUUUUCUCCUAACGGGUACUAGCAGUAACUAAAUAAAUUAUCAUUCAAUUAAUAUACUUAUGAAUACUAGUUAUAUUUAAAACACCGACCUCAUUACCUGAUUUGUUGUUAUUUCGCAGAUUCAUUCAUGUAGGCUAGACAAAAUUUGUGUACUCUGUUUUAAAAUAAGGCCUUGGCACAUGUUUGUAUUGUGUGAAAGCCUGAAUGGCUGUGCUGUGACCAUAGAAGAAAUAAUACUACGUUUACCCUUGCCUGGAGCCAGGUGCGAUCAGUUGAUUAGCGAAGUAUCAGUAAUUGAAUGAAUUGUCCAUCCCCCUCUAACAGAAGAGGUCUUUUACUUCUUAUUAUUGGUGAGACUCAAAAAAGAAUAUGUACUACCUAUAUUAAAAUGUGUCAAUGCCUUAUUGUACCCUAACCCUACUUAUUAUAUCUUGUUAAUAUAGAGUUACUUAUAGCGAUAACGAAGAAACGUUCACUGCUAAGUGGUUUUGUGCUCUAGUAAUAAAAAUUUAAGGAAUAUGAUACUAU